Molecule: messenger RNA, 1911 nt
Organism: Daldinia caldariorum
Lineage: Eukaryota; Fungi; Ascomycota; Sordariomycetes; Xylariales; Hypoxylaceae
Product: mitochondrial ATPase expression-domain-containing protein
Exons: 1
Coding region: 1-1911 (636 amino acids)
Source: RefSeq, a predicted model, not a curated record
AUGAAGGACACCCGGAGACUACUCAUUCAUCUUAAAUAUAUAUCAUACAUGGAAGAAACACGGCUUCAGAAGGCCGUUGCUUCGAUACCCAGAACUACAAUCACUGAAUUAUUCCGGGCCAUCGACCCUGUUGUCGUUGCUAAGAAUGCGGACCCAACAGACCAGAUAUAUAUAUCUCACGGAGCGUUCCAGUCUUUGAAUUUAGGAGCUACUAUCGACAUUUGGGGGGUACGGAGAUUGUAUUCUCAGCUACUGCGAUAUAUGCUAGUGAUAUUAUCAGCAUUGAAAGCCACGGGCGGUAUUUUACUGGCGGAGGAAUACGUCUAUCUACUUAGGUGUGCCGGUGCUGCCUCGGAUGUGGGAGGAAUAAAAUGGGUAUGGAAUGAGAUGAUCCGCACGAACACCUCGGAUUGGAGACACGGCGGAUUGUACGAUGAGUUCGUUUCUGCGCGGUUCCUCAUAAACCCGUCCUAUACAGGUUACGAUAAGACUAGGAGGAUGGUGACCGGCCGAAGUUUACAUCAGUCAAAAUUUAUCCUUCAUUGGCGCCAGAUUCGACGGUUGGAUUGGUUAAGAUACCACACCCGAGUAAAGAAACUGUUUUUUGGGCUUAAUAAGGACACCACCACACACGCGGAAGAUCUGAUACGAAUUAUGAGAAAAGACGGACCGGCCGGAAGGAUUUUCCACUUUAUUCGGAGGGACGGCAUCUUCAUGGACGAAUCUUUAGCGUCUAAUAUGAUGGUUGCUUUCGGCCGGGCCGGGUCUUUGCGAUUUAUCAAAACUGUUAUACUGGAGCAUGUUUUCGACAUCGACUUAGACAAGAUAACCUCUGGCGGGGCGGCUGGCCCAACUCCGCCCGAAACGGAUUCUUCCGAGCGCAAGCUCUCCUGGGUCCAUAUAAGGCCCGGUGUGCUUCUCAUGAAAGCAGUCGUCGAGACGUACGGUUCAAACGCAGAGAUCAGCCUCGCUUUACAGCUGGUAAAAUACAUAUCGGAGACCUAUCAAAUUCCUAUCCCCUCGUCUGUGUGGAAAGAUCUCCUGGAGUGGACUUACAUUAUGAGCGCUCCACCGACGUCUACCGGGUGGAAGAUUGCCAAGAUGUUUUCCAAAUCGCCGAAAGGGGAGGUGGUAGAGUUGAUCUGGGAUAUGAUGGUGUCUGAGCCGUAUUGCGUACAGCCCGAAUUCGAACACUACGAGAUCCUCAUUCGGGCUAUUAUAGGGCAACAUCGGUUUGGCAAAUUCCUCCCAUAUAUGAGGGAGGCGCUGACCUUGUACAACUUUCAAUGUCGAGAGUACGAAGAGGCGGUAAUUGAGUAUGUGCAGAUGAUUAACAACGGUGUGCGUAUCAGCGAAACGGUGCAUCGAUACCAACGGGCCCGGGCCAGAAAGGCGACUAUGCGGUAUAGCAUACAAACGUGGUGUCGGCAGUUCCUUAAUAGCGUACGUUCUUUCAACCCGACGAACCCGCUCGUGGUCGUCGCGGUCCCGGAUUUCAUCAACGAGUUCCGGGCUUUCAUCCCCAACCCGGCCACCUACCGCACGUCGACCGGAUACGUCGCGCUCUUCGACCCUUCCCGGGAAGCCGACCGUCUCUUCUUCGCCGAGGAGUUUCCCCUCUCCAUACAGCUGAAGAACAGGCUGGGCGAGGUCUUAUACCUGGACGCGGCUGUGAGGAAAUUCGCCUCCGUCUCCACCAAGUACACCUUGGCCGGCCGGACGCCGAUAUCUUAUUUCAACCUGCAGACGCUGCUCACAACUACGGGCCGGUCGAAGCUCCCGGGACCGCGAGAUGGUGCACAUGUCGAAGAAGGGCUCGAGGAGUCGACGGAUGGCUCUGGACCUGAACCUGAACCCUCGCCGGAGCCGACACAGGAUGCUUAUGAUGACGACGAGGACAUUAUUUUUUAG